This is a messenger RNA of Talpa occidentalis (Iberian mole), 285 nucleotides long. It is a transcript of the gene DEFB113, whose product is annotated as defensin beta 113. The transcript has 2 exons. The record is from RefSeq and is a predicted model, not a curated record. Gene Ontology annotation, cellular component: extracellular region. NCBI's taxonomy places the organism in Eukaryota, Metazoa, Chordata, Mammalia, Eulipotyphla, Talpidae. Gene Ontology annotation, biological process: innate immune response. The coding region runs from base 1 to 285 and encodes 94 amino acids.
AUGAAGAUACUUUGUAUUUUCCUAAUCUUUGUCUUCACUGUGUCUUGUGGUCCAGCAGUGAACAAACCUGGAUUUAUGAAAAAAGCAAGAGAAAUUGAAGAGAGAAAAAGAGAAUGUUUCCUUGUUCGGGGUUCUUGCAAGACUUCAUGCAACUCCUGGGAAUACAAAUAUAAUUUCUGUGAUAUAGAGCCGUGCUGUGUUGUACGGGAAUAUAUAAAGCCAACCAUUAAACGCACUACUACUGGUACAGCUCAUAAGAGAGCAGAUUUUAAUUAUACUACAUGA